AUGCAGACAACUUAUUUUCUUUUUGUUGCAGCCUUGGUACUAUUGCAUUUUGUCACAACUGGCUCAGCUAGCAUAAUUGUAGCCAACAACCAUAACAACAGUGCUAGUGAUCUGAAUGCUCUUCUUGCCUUCAAAGCCGCCAUUUUCGAUCCUCAAAGGAUCAUCCCAGCCAACUGGUCCACUUCUACCUCUGUUUGCAACUGGAUUGGAAUCACUUGUAAUGCUCGUCAUCACAGAGUCGCAGCCAUUGACCUUUCUUACAUGGGAAUUGCGGGAACUAUACCUCCACAACUGGGAAAUCUUUCUUUUCUCGUCAGGUUCAAUGUCAUGAAUAACAGCUUUCAUGGACAUCUUCCAACCGAGCUAUCUCGUCUGCGCCGAUUGAAGUACAUCAACUUGGAAGGUAAUGCCUUUGAGGCAGAACUACCGUCAUGGUUGGGAGCUUUAACUGCACUCCGGUACAUAAACUUCGCAGUCAACAAAUUUUCAGGUUCAUUAUCAGGCAGGCUCUCUAAUUUCACAAAGUUAGAGACCAUCUGGUUGGGUUACAACUUUUUUACUGGAAAUCUUUCAGAAGAAUUCAGCGCUCUACCGAAAUUGAAACUUUUGGAAAUUCAAUAUAACCAACUUGUAGGCCCUCUGCCACGGGCUCUGUUUAACCUCUCCUCGUUGCAAACCAUUGGUUUUUCGUUUAAUAGCUUAUCGGGUUACCUUCCAGCACAUAUCUGCGAUUAUCUCCCACAACUUCAAGGGCUUUACUUCUCACAUAAUAACUUUGAAGGUGAAAUUCCAUCAGGCAUCGGAGAAUGCUCAGGACUCCAAGUUUUAGCCUUGACUUACAACAAAUUCCGAGGAUAUAUACCAAGAGAAAUUUGGAAUCUAACCACGCUUACAGGUUUAUAUUUGGGUGUGAACGACCUGACAGGUGAAAUUCCAAGAGUCAUUGACAAUCUCUAUAAUUUGGAGGAACUAGGCAUGGACAUUGCUAAUGUGACAGGUAUAAUACCUCAAGAGGUUGGUAAUCUUAGCAAGUUGGAACAACUAGGCUUGGCUGAGAAUAGAUUGAGAGGUCCCAUCCCGCUGAAACUUUUCAAUAGUUCAACUGUACGAAUUAUUUCUCUCGCGUACAAUGAUUUAUCAGGCGAGCUUCCAUCAACUAUAGGUGCUUUCUUACCCAAUCUUGAGGAACUCUACCUUGAGGAAAAUGAAUUCGCUGGAACUAUACUAACGUCUACCUCAAAUGCUUCUAGGCUUAGAAAGCUAGACCUUGCAGGUAACCAUUUUACUGGUGCAAUUCCUCAUUCUCUUGGAAACUUGAGAUUAUUGGAAAACUUGCGUAUAUCGGGAAAUGAUUUUUCUGAGGCCUCGCUAUCCAGGGAGUUGAGCUUCAUCAUAUCCCUGUCAAACUGCAAACAUUUAAGGAGUUUGUGGAUAGGUGAGAAUCCUCUGAAUGGCUUCCUCCCAAAGUCUAUCGGAAAUCUUUCUAGCUCAUCGAAUCCUUUUAUGCAUAUAGUUGUGGAAUCAAAAGUGAAAUUCCAAGUUCGUUUGCUUCAGAGGAUAGAUCUAAGCGACAAUCAAAUACUAGGUGCUAUUCCAAGUGAGUUUUGCAAUUUGCUGAAGUUAGGAGAAUUAAGACUUGGACAAAAUAUGCUCUCUGGUAUGGUGCCUUCUUGUUUAGGAAACGUUACAACACUCAGAUAUGUUUAUCUCAAUUCAAACAAUUUAAGUUCUAUGAUACCAACAAGCUUUUGGAGCCUUAGAGAUAUUUUGGAGAUAGACAUGUCAGGAAAUUAUUUGACAGGCUCUUUGCCUGCUGAAAUUGGAAACUUCAAGGCAUUAGUCUAUUUGAACCUUUCAAAUAAUCAGUACUUGGGUGGGAUACCUAGCACUAUUGGAGCACUACAGGAUUUGCAAGAACUCUCCUUGGAACGUAACAAGCUACAAGGAUUGAUACCAGAUUCCAUCAAGAAUAUGUUGCAGUUACGGCAUUUGGAUCUAUCUUUUAACCAUCUGGAAGGUGAAAUUCCCAACUCAUUACAGGUACUAUCAGAUCUCCAAUACUUUAAUGUGUCUUACAACAGAUUGAGAGGACCGAUUCCUCAUGGAGGGCCAUUCGCAAAUUUCACGGAGCUAUCUUUUCUCUCAAAUGAAGCAUUGUGUGGCGCUCCUUGGCUCCAACCUUGUGCAAGUACAUUUGAGCAUGAAUCAAGGACAAAAAGGAUAGUCAUGAUUGUUCUGUUGGCAUCAGGAUCUGUCAUAUUAGCCUUGGUGAUUUCAAUUUUUUCGAUGCGAUUAAAGUUGAGAAAGAAAAUUCUAGCUCCAACUCAGAACUUGCUUCCCAUGGCGACAUUUGAAAGGGUGUCCUUCCAUGAACUUAGACAAAUAACAAAUGGAUUCAGCGAGAGUAACUUACUUGGCUCGGGGAGCUUUGGUUCAGUUUACAAGGGAAUUCGUGAAAAUGGGAUGGUUUGGGCCAUAAAGGUAUUCGAUUUGCAGCUAGAAGGUGCAUUUAAAAGCUUUGAUAGAGAAUGUGAAGUCUUAAGCUGCCUUCGUCAUCGAAAUUUAACUAGAGUAAUUACUGCUUGCUCUAGCCUUGACUUGAAGGCUUUGGUGCUCGAAUACAUGCCCAAUGGAAGCCUUGAGAAAUGGCUUCAUGUAAACCAUCAUGUCCUAAGUAUCAUGCAAAGGUUGGAUAUCACGAUAGAUGUGGCUUCUGGUUUGGAAUAUCUCCACUAUGGUUAUUCAACUCCUAUAGUUCAUUGUGAUUUGAAACCUAGCAAUAUUCUCCUAGAUCAAGACAUGGUUGGGCAUGUUUGCGAUUUUGGAAUUGCAAAGUUGUUAGGAGAUGGAGAAUCUGUGGUA
Messenger RNA from Coffea eugenioides, 2862 nucleotides. Its product is annotated as probable LRR receptor-like serine/threonine-protein kinase At3g47570. Gene Ontology annotation, molecular function: ATP binding; receptor serine/threonine kinase binding; protein kinase activity. The transcript has 4 exons. NCBI's taxonomy places the organism in Eukaryota, Viridiplantae, Streptophyta, Magnoliopsida, Gentianales, Rubiaceae. Gene Ontology annotation, biological process: protein phosphorylation. The record is from RefSeq and is a predicted model, not a curated record. The annotation marks the transcript as partial.